AUGAGCGACCCUAAAGUGAGUGCGAGCGAAGCGGAAGAGGCGCGGAGUGAAGCGCGGGAGCCGCUCGGCGCGCAGCAGGCGGUGAUGAUUUUCGUGAAGCGACCAGCGCCGGGGCGCGUGAAGACGCGCCUGGCGGCCGGCGUGGGGGCGGACGCGGCGUGCGACUUCUACCGCGCGUGCUGCGAGCACGUCGUCACCAAUAUCGCGCGCUGCCCCGACCUGUACGUGACUAUAGCGAGCCGGUGCUGUGGUGUGGCAGGCAGGCACGCAUCCACGCAUGUCUUCAUCUUCUUCUCUGAGCCGUCGGAUGAAGGCGAGAUCCGACGGUGGAUGCAGCAGCUGCUGCCUUCCUCCACCUCCCUCCGCUUUGUGCCUCAGGUGGGGGGAGACGUGGGGGCGCGAAUGCAAGCAGCCUUCCAGCACGUGUUGGGCCUGGGAUACCAGCGGGUGGUGGUGAUCGGAACAGACAUCCCUGAUGUAGAUGGGGUCACAGUGGCUGCCGCGCUCUCUGCUCUUAGAAACCACCAGGUGAGUGGAGGCGAGGGCAAGAAGGGCACCACUAUUGGCGCCACUGUGGCCGCUGCUCUUUUGUCGCUCAGGCACCACCAGGUGGUGUUUGGCCCGGCCCUGGAUGGCGGGUACUACCUCCUUGGCCUCACUGCAGUGCUGCCGUGCCUCUUCCAUGGAAUAGAGUGGAGCCCGGACAGGGUGUUGCAGCAGUCACUCUCAGCUCUCCACACCAACGGGGUGGCUGACGUGUCGCCACUGGAUUUGCUGCCGCGCCUGAGGGACAUCGACACUGUUCACGACCUGACAGCCUGGCUCGCAGAGAAACGCGCGGAGGCAGGCGGCGAAGCUGUUUUGGAGGCAGACACUAUGGUGCUGAGUGGUUGUGGAGUUCAUGAGAAGACGGGGAAUGGGGAGAACGCAUUGAGGGCAGCGCAUGCAGGUGUGCACCCAAUAACGCAUGCUCCUCUUGGCAAUGUGCAUACAGCUAGGCCUAGCGGAAUGGAAGGUGGAACAGACACCGAGGGGUUGAUUCCUGUAGUUGCAAGAAUUCUUGGUCGAGUAAGCUCAGUAGGUGGAUUGUAG
Messenger RNA from Closterium sp. NIES-65, 1092 nucleotides. The record is from the annotation of a GenBank genome assembly. Lineage: Eukaryota; Viridiplantae; Streptophyta; Zygnematophyceae; Desmidiales; Closteriaceae.